This is a messenger RNA of Astyanax mexicanus (Mexican tetra), 1429 nucleotides long. It is a transcript of the gene asip1, whose product is annotated as agouti signaling protein 1. The transcript is spliced from 4 exons. Gene Ontology annotation, biological process: hormone-mediated signaling pathway; positive regulation of melanin biosynthetic process; melanosome organization. Gene Ontology annotation, molecular function: melanocortin receptor binding; neuropeptide hormone activity. The record is from RefSeq and is a predicted model, not a curated record. The coding region runs from base 156 to 545 and encodes 129 amino acids. NCBI's taxonomy places the organism in Eukaryota, Metazoa, Chordata, Actinopteri, Characiformes, Acestrorhamphidae. Gene Ontology annotation, cellular component: extracellular region.
AUAGUGUGUGUGUGUGUGUGUGUGUGUGUGUGUCCGCCCCCGCUGUAUUCUGGGUUCAGUCAGUAGAAUCUGAGCUUCAGUCUGAGAUCCUGCAGAAGCUCCUCGGACUCCGGGCCCAGAGGAGGAAAACACAGCGAUUGAGGAAGGAGCUGAACAUGAACCCCUGGUUGCUGCUGUUCUGUGUGGUGUUUUGUUGCUCAGCCUGCUGGGAAACAGUAAACACACACCUGCUGAUGGAGGACCCAAACAGCUUCAACCAGUCAUCCACCAGCAGCCUCACACAGAACCACACCAGCUCCCCCUCCAUCCUCAUCGUGGAGCUGUCAAACUCAUCAAAGAAGAGCAAGACAUCAGAGAAGAAGCAGAAAAAAAUGCAGAUGAAGCUGAAUGGGCAGGUGAAGCGACCCCUGCCCCCACCAAACUGCACCCCACUGUGGGGGAGCUGUAAGGACCCAAACUCAGUUUGCUGUGAACCCUGUGCCUUCUGCUCCUGCCGCCUCCUGCGUACCAUCUGCUACUGCCGCAUGGGAUACCCCCGCUGCUGAGAGCACACGUCUGCUGGUUUUAAAGUGGUGGUUAAUGUGAGCAACUGCAUUAGGUAGUCUUUUAUAGAGAUACUGUAUUUAUUAUGAAUACAUGUAUGAUAUUGUGUGGAAGUAGAAUGAGAGCUGAGGACUGAAUACUGUGGUGACAAGACCCAACAAGUUUGAGUGCAUAAUGAUGUACUUUUCUAAUUCAGUGCAGGAAAGAUAAACUCAAUAAUGUCAGUGAGACAUCCAAACACCUUAAAGGGCCUUUCACAAUGAGUUCAUUUUGUACAUAAAAACAUGAUACUUUUUUAAGGUAGUGAAAACUUCACUUCAACUCCGACCAUUUUGUGCCAUCUGUGCUCUGUAAACAGGGCAGACAAUCCACAGUCAUAUUUUUUUUUGUUUUUCUUUCUGCUUUGGCUAUUUUCCACUCUCUUUAAUUUCUCUCCUCCACACGAGUACUCCUCAGCGAGAAAUAAGCUGUAGUACGAACAGACUAGGACCCUCUUAGAGUAAUUUUAUAAAAUGACUUGUGUCUGUCACAUCCAUUCCACAGCUUCUCAGCUCUGCUCAGGAUUAUAUUUUUUUUAAAACUGCAGUUUUUUUCAGCAUGCUGAUCUGAAUAGAAGCAUUUCUCUGAUGCUGCCUUCAGGCUCAUUUGCUUGGUCCACAGCUAUACAUAUGAAGCUCUGAUUAAUCAGCCUGAUUUUAAAGCAUCCAGUAAUGCAGAGAUGGCUGAUUAGAAAUGUAUGCAGCAUUGCAAUCUGUCAGAUUCAGACUCUAUCUUUAAUCAUUAAUACACACUAAUACACACAAACAAAACUUCUCGUGUCAAGUUAAGACCAGGUGCACAUCACUCAAAAAACAGGCACCCAGACCUGUUUAUUUCCCCCACAGCA